Phycomyces blakesleeanus NRRL 1555(-) is the source of this 426-nucleotide messenger RNA. RefSeq lists its product as hypothetical. The record is from RefSeq and is a predicted model, not a curated record. The coding region runs from base 1 to 426 and encodes 141 amino acids. NCBI's taxonomy places the organism in Eukaryota, Fungi, Mucoromycota, Mucoromycetes, Mucorales, Phycomycetaceae. The transcript is spliced from 4 exons.
AUGGUUCCCAACCGCAACGCAGACAACAAAUACAAAUGCUACUGCUCAGUGUGCAGAGUUCGAUAUGGAGGAUAUAACACUGUAUCCGCCCAGACAUUAAAGCGUCAUGAAAAAGCCGAGAAAAUUGUAGAGAUUAUGCAGAACAAUAUCUGUAUGCAAUAUAAUUAUAUUUUUAUUUAUUUCAAGAACGAGAUAAUCGAAGAGACAUUUGAGGUCGAAAGCAAUGAAGAUACUAUAGAUUAUAUCUUUGAAUCGAAUGACAAUGAAGUAGAAACACCCACUCUGACCAGGGACCUACCUCUUUCUGAGUCUGAUGCUGUGUUUGGUAUUGAAGGCAAGGAAUACACUGGAAGAAACGAUUUCGACAAUGAAGAAUAUGAAACCAAUGGUGAAAUGAGUGACGAUGAAGAGAGUAUAGCAAUUUGA